GGCUCCACCCAGCCCCAUCUCGGAAGAGCAGAACUUACGGGUGGCAAGCUUUCUGAGUCUCUGUGACCCAUCCCCGGUCUGGAAUAAGAAGCGGCGGGGGCAGGGUGACCACAUAUGCCACUUUGACCGACCGUUUGCCUGGCUUAUUCUCAUGUUCCCAGCAUAGUUAUUGGCAGCAGCAUCCACUUUGACUUUGGAAAGUUUCACCUCUAGGAUCAUGUGGUACGUCAGCACUCGGGGGAUGUCGCCACGGGUCGACUUCGAGGGGGCCCUCUUCUCUGGCUAUGCGCCAGAUGGGGGGCUCUUCAUGCCUGAGGAGGUGCCCCAGCUGGACAGGGAAACCCUGCUGGAGUGGAGCACCUUCUCCUACCCCCGCCUGGUGAAGGAGCUGAGCGCGCUCUUCAUCGGCCCCAUGCUCAUUCCGAGGGAUGACUUAAACGGUCUGAUUGAUCGAGCCUUCAGCAGAUUCCGGCACAGAGAGGUGGUCCAUCUGGCCAGGCUGAAGGAUGGGCUGAACGUGCUGGAGCUGUGGCAUGGCGUGACGUAUGCAUUUAAGGACCUGUCCCUCAGCUGCACGGCUCAGUUCCUGCAGUACUUCCUGGAGAAGAGGAAGAAGCACAUCACUGUGGUUGUAGGCACUUCUGGGGACACAGGGAGUGCAGCCAUUGAGAGUGUGCAGGGGGCAAAGAAUGUGGACAUCAUUGUAUUGCUGCCCAAGGGCCACUGCACGAAGAUUCAGGAGCUCCAGAUGACCACAGUGCUGACGGAGAACGUCCAUGUAUUCGGAGUGGAGGGAAACAGUGAUGAGCUGGACGAGCCCAUCAAGGCUGUGUUUGCUGAUGUGCCUUUUGUCAAGAAGUACAACCUGAUGAGUCUGAAUUCCAUCAACUGGUCCCGCAUCCUGGUGCAAAUGGCCCACUUUUUCUUUGCUUACUUCCGGUGUGCGCCAUCCUUACAUACUCAGCCCCUGCCGCUUGUGGAGGUGGUUGUGCCAACAGGGGCUGCUGGUAACCUUGCAGCUGGGUGUAUUGCUCAGAAGAUGGGCCUACCUGUCCACCUAGUUGCGGCCGUGAAUGGCAAUGACAUCAUCCACAGGACAGUCCAGGAGGGAGACUUCUCUCUGUCCAAGGAUGUCAAACCAACCUUGGCAUCAGCUAUGGACAUUCAGGUACCCUACAACAUGGAGCGGAUCUUCUGGCUACUGUCCAACUCUGAUAGCCAGAUGACCAGAACCCUCAUGGAGCAGUUUAAAAGAACCCACAGCCUGAGUCUACCCAAGGAGCUUCAUGGCAAGCUUUCAGCUGCAGUCAGAUCUGUGUCCGUGUUGGAUGAGACCAUCCUCCAGACGAUGGGGCGCUGCUGGGAGGAGAACAGGUACCUCCUGUGCCCUCACACGGCGGUGGCUGUGAGCUUCCACUACCAACAGAUGGACAGGAGUCAGCCCAGUGGCCCCCGGUGCUGCCUGGCCCCCGCCUGGGCCGCCAAGUUCCCAGAAGCCGUCCUGGCGGCGGGCCUGACCCCGGAGACCCACGCGGAGAUCCAGGCCCUGGAGAACCGGGAGACGCGCUGCACCCCGAUGCGGAGGGGAGACGACUGGACGCGCAUACUCCGCGGCGCCAUCCAGGGCCUCAGCGGCCGCCGGGGGUCACCUUCCUGAGGGGUGGGCUUCCUCGGGGCGCCGGCCGCUCCUCGCUUUCUGCUCCCCUGGUCAAGAGUGGGCGUGCCAAACUGUCAAAGAUGUGUUCUAAUGAAUCAGAGAACAUGCAAUAAUGUGAAAAUUUUUAUUUUAUGUGUUCACUUUAGCUCAGGAUAAAGACACUCCUGAUAAUAAAA
This is a messenger RNA of Sorex araneus (European shrew), 1833 nucleotides long. It is a transcript of the gene THNSL2, whose product is annotated as threonine synthase like 2. Lineage: Eukaryota; Metazoa; Chordata; Mammalia; Eulipotyphla; Soricidae. The coding region runs from base 218 to 1657 and encodes 479 amino acids. Gene Ontology annotation, biological process: dephosphorylation; 2-oxobutyrate biosynthetic process. The record is from RefSeq and is a predicted model, not a curated record. Gene Ontology annotation, molecular function: pyridoxal phosphate binding. The transcript has 10 exons.